AUGUCCUAUACCAGAGCAGAAACUGAAGACCUCCUCGUGAGACUGGAGCGCAGUCUGCAGCGGCAUGCUGAUGCCACCGUGGGAGUUCGGCGGAAGGCUGCCGAGACGGAGGUGUUGAAGGAGCUAGGAGCUGCGCGGGAUCUUCUCUCCAAAGCUGCCCGAGGCGAUCGAGCGCUCCUGGAGGACAUCUUUGGGGGCUCCUGUGAGUAUUUCUGGCGCUACCAAAAUGCCUUGGAUCGCGUCCAGCUCUCCGAGGAGCACGCCCAGGACCCACGUUUGGCAGAACUCCGGGCUGGACUGCAGACGGCCAAGUCGGUGCUCCAGGACGUAGGCAGCUUCAAAGUCUGGCUGUUGGAGAUGACAGCUCCAACGGAGCUGAGUUACGAGGGUCUCGGGACCUGGCCAGUUGAGAGUGUCAAUAUGGAGCCAGUUCUGCAAGGCUGCAACAAGGCCACUGUACGCUUCCUGGCCACCCCGUCGUUGCCUUCGUGCCUGAAGCUGGACCGGACUUCCGGUGAGAUUUCGGGUGCGGUGCAGGAGCCAGAGGAUGAUGCCUGGGCACAGCCUUACACGAUUAUUGCAUCCAAUGCAGCUGGCAUGGCUAGCAUCGAUGUGAACUUCAGUGGGAGGACUUUGCCUCCGAAGAUCAUGAAGUAUGCUGGCGUCUCCGCCGAGACCUCGCAGUGUCAAAUUGGGCAAAAGGUCUGCUGGCUGCCGAAGGCAGCAGGCGGGCUUUGCAGCUGGUCGGUCCAGCCUCAGCUGCCAGAAGGUCUCUGGAUUGAUGAAGAGAGUGGCUGCAUCUUCGGUUCUCCUGCUGCGCCUGCCGAACAUGGUAUAUACACCGUGGUCGCCACAAAUGCAGGAGGGUCUGACAGCUUCACUAUCGAGUUCAGCGUGGAGGGCGGUCGAAAAACUACAGAGACUGUGACAGAGGCAUCUGCACCAGCUGCAAAUUGCCUCUCUUGCGACGGCCUUGGCUGUGGCCUUUGCUCCAGGCGCCAAGCUGAAGAAGCUCUUCGUGAGCUUCAAAGACCAGCUCUCGUGUAUCAACUCGAGUGGCGCAAAGAACGUCGGUCGGAGCACAGAGAUUGGACGUCCCAUUCCUUCUUGCACGCGCUGCUGGAUGACGGCCGCACUAUGCGAAUUCAGCGAUUUGAGGGCUCGGACGACUUUGUCACCUGGUUUUGGCCAGGCGAGCAAGCGGCCGAGGGCACCAUUUACAAGGACCGAGUUGCUCGCGUUGCGGACCUGAAGCCCAAGCUGACUUCGACGGAGCUACAGGAUGUUGCCCAGAUGAAAGCCAGCUGUGAUUAUGACACAGCAUAUCACAACUGUCACCAUUUCGCUCGUGACGUGUGGAAUGCGGUGGUGGUGGCCAGUCUUCAGUGCACACACUAUCCCGACAGGCUUAAGGUUGGGCUACUCCGCGGCGCCAGUAUGCCGCUUCGUGCUGCGGCGCGUGGCUACGAGAAGGCCUCCGCCCGGCUCCAACUCGCAGAGGAGGUACGCCAAAAUGAUAGAUCCCAGGUACCUGGAGCAUUUUCAGAUUCGGAGUAA
Messenger RNA from Symbiodinium necroappetens, 1557 nucleotides. The record is from the annotation of a GenBank genome assembly. NCBI's taxonomy places the organism in Eukaryota, Dinophyceae, Suessiales, Symbiodiniaceae.